CCACGUUUCCUCAAAUUGCAUUGUUUUACGUCGACUCAACUCACCCAAUACACCAGUAAUUGAUUUCUGGUUCGAAACUACCUCUGGUGAAGUCAUUCAAUCACGUCACAGCCAACCCUGCUCAAGAUUGCAUCAACCCUCUCCUUUGGGGUAGCAGCGAGGCCAGCAGGGAGAGAGGCGACUGCGAUUCAGCAAAAUAUCCUCUCGACCCUAAAGAGAUUGACAGACAUCACUGAGGCUUGCGAGGACUUGACGCAGGAUACCCAAUUUCGCCAUGGGUGAAAAAGAAGACAAGGAGAAGGCGGAAAAGCUAGCGGCCGCAAAGAAGAGAGUCGCACAACUGCAGAAAAAGAAGAAAGCCGGUACUGGUUCCACCGCAGCCGCCGAGAAGUCGACCAAAGGUUCCAAAACUAAGAAGGAAGACGGCUCAAAGAACGAAGAGCCCGAAACCGCCGAAGGCGAUCUUGACGAAGCCGACCAAUCCAAAGAGAAAGAAGAUACCGAGAAUAAAACUGAGGAUGCUCCUGUCGAAGGAGAGACAGUCGACCCUGAUGAAGCGGCUUUCAACGAUGUGAUCAAGAAUGCUGGGGCACCUGGCAACACAGAGUCAACCCUUGAAUCGCCUUCGGGUACCUCUCCUCCGUCAGCAGACCAGGAAACCUCAGGGUCGUCUUCUACAAACCCCACCCACCGCCCUGCUCGUCAGCCCAGCAUCAGUAUCCAAAGCAAGAUUCGCAGUACAAGUUUCCGAGAUGUUGGGGGAGCUUUAAGCCCAGGGCUGGCUACUCAGACUGAACAUUUGCGGGUUGAAGAGCUUGAAAGAGAGAACAAACGCCUAGCCAAGGAAGCGGAGGACCACGAGAAGAGAUGGCGCCGGAUGGAAGAAGAGUUGGAAGAAUUGAGAGAGCAAAACGUUGAAAAGUCAUUAGACGCCACUGGCGAUUCGGCAGUUGGUGAAGCCGACACAGGAUCGAGCGGAGAAAUAGCCAGACUUAAAGCGGAAAUCGAAACCUUGAAAAGACGAGGCAGUACGAUCAGGAGGGGGAGCACACAACAAAACGAUGGUGAUCUCGAAGCCUUGAAAUCUCAAGUCGAAAGCAAAGACUCCACCAUUGCCGACAUGCAGCUCGAAAUUUCCCGACUGAGAGGACAAUUGUCAAGUCAAACAGAGGGCUGUGAAACACAUGGAGAACAGAUCUCUGCGUUGCAGACAUCCCUCUCAACAACAGAACAGAAACUCAAAGCUCUCGAAAAUGAACUUCAAGACACCAAGAAAGCACUGUCCAAGGCCAGUGAAAAGGCAGUUCGAGAAGGCACCGAACGCACGAGUAAAGAUACCAAGUUGCGGAAUCUAGAACGGGAGCUCCUAGACAUGACCUCAGAGCGCGACGAGGCCAAAAAGAAAGCCGAGCAGCUUGAGAAGAAAAUCGAAGCGAUGAACAAAGUCCACCGCGAAGCCGAAGCUCGUAACGCCGCCAAACUCUCCACAGCCGAGGCAGCUGUCCGUGAUGUACCAGCUCUACGCGCAAAACUCGAGAAGAGCCAGUCGGAGAAUCAACGAUUAAGGGAGAAGCACAAGAGAGUGAUGAGUGGUAGUGGUGGAGAUGAAGGACUCGAUGAGCUCGAAGACGAGGAGAGACAGAAGUUGGAACGCAAGAUAAGAGACCUUGAGGGUCAAGUGUUUGAGCUUCAAAGAGGAGUGUGGCGCGACAAGCGGACUCAGCUACAACCCCCAGGCGACGAAUCAAGGACGUCCUUGGAUCCUGGUGCACACGAGGACUUUGACGAGGUCGAUCUCUCAGGCUCUGGCGACAAGAGUCGGCGGAGGAGUUUCGCUCAGCAAUCAUAUGGUUAUGGCCAGUCACAGCAGCAGACUCGACACUCAGGGUUUACCCAAGUUCUGAACUCGGGCCUUGCAGCAUUUAGAGCGAGCACCACAUCUCCAGACUCACAAGGUCGGCAUGGACAGACCACUCGGCCUAGAAACGACUCGUUGUUGGAAGAAUUUGAUGGUGAUGAUGCCUUUGACGAGUAUGCAUUUGCGCAGGCACAGCGAGAGGAAGAGGCAAGGAAGAUGGUCGAACAUGUUCGAGAGGUCAAGAAGGGUUUGAAGGGAUGGGUUGGAUGGAGGUUGGAUCUUGUAGAUUCUCGGAGAACAGGUGGUGGCGGCAUGGGAUUCGGUGAGGUAUUCGAUAUAUGAUCACUAUCAUCUAUCAGAGCCAGGGCUUGAUAGGAUUGGAUAGGAUGUCCAGUGUAUGAACAUGUAGCAUGCUAUCAAUAGCCAUCAAAGGCUAACCUCACAAUCGAA
This is a messenger RNA of Exophiala mesophila, 2308 nucleotides long. RefSeq lists its product as uncharacterized. The record is from RefSeq and is a predicted model, not a curated record. Lineage: Eukaryota; Fungi; Ascomycota; Eurotiomycetes; Chaetothyriales; Herpotrichiellaceae. The coding region runs from base 275 to 2200 and encodes 641 amino acids. The transcript has 2 exons.